Colletotrichum higginsianum IMI 349063 is the source of this 1101-nucleotide messenger RNA. RefSeq names its product TfdA family Taurine catabolism dioxygenase TauD. Gene Ontology annotation, cellular component: cytoplasm. NCBI's taxonomy places the organism in Eukaryota, Fungi, Ascomycota, Sordariomycetes, Glomerellales, Glomerellaceae. The record is from RefSeq and is a predicted model, not a curated record. The transcript is spliced from 5 exons. Bases 1 to 1101 code for a protein of 366 amino acids. Gene Ontology annotation, molecular function: 2-oxoglutarate-dependent dioxygenase activity.
AUGUCUACCACGGCCACGGAGAUCCGGGCCGGCGCGGCGCCCAUCAAGCUGACGUUGGCUUACGACGACAAAACUCAUGACCAGUACAAGUACUCCCACUACCUGCCCGUCUACGACGAAGAGUCGUCGUUCCCGGCGCUGGAGCCAUUCGAAUUCAGCGACCGCGGGCUGGCGGCGGACAGGGAGAAGCCGAACCUCCUGCCCAGGGAUAACGCGGAAAUCACGGCGAAGAGACUGACGCCGGUCAUCGGGACCGAGAUCCGGGGCCUCCAGCUCUCGCGGCUCGACGAAAGGCAAAAAGACGAGCUGGCGCUCCUUAUUGCCGAGCGCGGCGUCGUCGUCUUCCGCGACCAGGACUUCAAGGACAUCGGCAUCGACGAGCAGAAGGAUUUCGGACGCUACUUUGGGCCCCUCCACAUCCACCCCGUGGGCGCGCAUGUCAAGGACCACCUCGAGUUGCACAACAUCUACCUGGGCCCUGACAACGAGUACCGCAACCGGAAUAAGAGCAACAAGCUGUCGACCGUCGGGUACCACUCGGACGUCUCGUACGAGCACCAGCCGCCCGGCGUCACGAUCCUGACGCUGCUCUCUGUGCCGGAGACGGGCGGCGACACGGCGUGGGUGUCCCAGACGGCGGCGUACGCGCGACUCUCGCCGCCGAUUCAGAAGCUCCUCGAGGGCUUGAGGGCGGAGCACAGCGGGUUUCCACAAGCCGACAAUGCGCGGAGGGACGGGAAAUUUGUGAGGAGGGAGCCCGUCAAGUCGGAGCAUCCCAUCGUCCGCAUCCAUCCGGCAACCGGCCAGAAGGCAUUGUUCGUCAACCCGGGCUUCACAAAGAAGAUUAUUGGACUCCGGGACGAGGAGUCGGAUGCGCUGCUGAAGCUGCUUUUCAAGCACAUCAACCAUGGACAAGACUUCCAGGUGCGCGUCAAGUGGGAAGAGGGCACAGUGGCGCUGUGGGACAACCGCGUAACGGCGCACACGGCCAUCUCGGAUUACAACGUCCACAACCCGCAGGAAGGACUGCGGCACGGGUUCAGGAUCACGACAUUGGCAGACAAGCCAACUGGGGCGAGCGGCCUGGGAUCCACGUGGUGA